AGGAGAUUCCUCCUUUAUUCUCAAGACGUCCAGGAAGUGAAGAGAAACUUUCCUCGGUGCAGUAAACCACUGGUCAGGAGCUUCUACGUGAACCGACCCAUUUAUUAGAAAGUUCUCGACUGAAGAGCAGAAAUAAACCUAUUGCGCUUCUAUAUGACAUAAAUACUGUAGUCCAGCACCAACAGCCACCAUGGUACAGAGAGGGUCGCAAUGUUAUAGACUUCAGCUCUGUCUGUCAUUCCACGCGUCUGUCUUCAUUUAGAGCAUCACAUCCAUUUACUAUUUUCAUACUUAUGGCAGAAACACGCACAUGUGCGUCAUCGGUGUUAUUUUUAUAAAGUUGAGAGCAUCCCUGCUGCAGGCAUGAAGCUGCUUUUCUGCACAUCACUUUAUCAUUUCUGGAACUAAUUUCCUUUGCUUCACGUCGUCUUUUCAGAUUUCCUUCUAAUUUCUUUUGGUGAUGACAUCUUUGUCUGACAUGACAUUUUUAAUCAGAAUGUUAUUUAACAUUUCUUUGCUUCUGAGUUUUUGACCAUUUGCUUUUAUAAAUACAUAGAUAAACUUUGUUUUCCCCUGAGGGAAGUGAAAAAUGAAUUAAAAAAGGUUGGAAAUGGAGAAUAAGUGAUGAAUCUGAGUCAGAGCAAAGUAAAAUUAAAUGUUCCAAUUGUAUUUUGUUCAGACACUGAGGCUAUAUAAAUAUUUCAGUUCUUUGCCCUGUUCACAUUUGCGUGUGUUGCUUAGUCAUUAGUGUGAUGGUAGGAAUUAUUUCUGGAACUUCCUUUGUUUGACUCCAGUCUCACCUCGUUCUUUGCUGCCCUUUGGUUUGGAGAUGGACUAAAGUUGUAUUUCCAACAGGAGGAGCAGCUUAGGAGUUUCACAGCAUCUUGUUGGAUCUGCCUGUUCUCCAUGAGUUGGACAGCUGGGACACAGUGUGUGGCCAAAGGUGACAACAGGAAAGCCAAACCUGGGGAGCUGGCCUACAGCAAAGGAGACGUCCUCACCAUCGUGGCCUGCAGCGCGAGAAAGCGAUAUUACCGAGCCAAACACAACGCCACGGGGGAGGAGGGGCUCAUAAACGCCACCCACGUGCGUGAGAGGGAGGCUCUGCGGGUGGACCCCAGUCUCAGCCUCAUGCCCUGGUUCCACGGGAAGAUCUCCGGCUCGGAGGCCGUGUGUCAGCUUCAGCCGGCGGAGGACGGCCUGUUCCUGGUGCGGGAGAGCGUCCGCCAUCCGGGCGACUACGUCCUGUGCGUGAGCUUCUCUGGAGAGGUGAUCCAUUACCGUGUGAUCUACCAGGACAACAAGCUGACCAUCGACAACAAACAGUAUUUCUACAACCUGAUUGACAUGAUAGAGUUUUACUCCAAAAACAAAGACUCUAUCGCUACAACUCUGACAAAACCCAAGCAGAAACAAGGAACCAAGUCAGCUGAGCUGGAAUUAUCCAAAAUGGGAUGGCUGCUGGACAUGACAAAGCUUCGGCUCGGGGGAAUCAUUGGAGAAGGAGAGUUUGGCGCUGUGUAUGAGGGCGAGUACGUGGGCCAGAGGGUGGCAGUGAAGACCAUCAAAUGUGACGUGACGGCUCAGGCCUUCCUGCAGGAGACGGCCGUCAUGACGAAGCUGCAGCACAAAAACCUGGUGAGGUUGUUGGGAGUCAUCCUCAAUAAAGGACUACAUAUAGUCACAGAGCUCAUGAUAAAGGGAAACCUGGUGAACUUUCUCAGGACCAGAGGCCGUUCGGUUGUGACGUCCAUCCAGCUGUUCAGAUAUUCCCUGGACGUGUGUGAGGGGAUGGAGUACCUGGAGUCAAAGAAGCUGGUCCACAGAGAUCUGGCGGCCCGGAAUAUUCUGGUCUCGGACGAUAACGCCGCCAAAAUCAGCGACUUUGGGCUGACCAAGGUGGUCUCAAAGGAAGCGGACAAAGCCAAGCUGCCGAUCAAAUGGACGGCGCCGGAAGCCCUGACCAAGGAGAAAUUCUCCACUAAAUCAGAUGUUUGGAGUUAUGGCGUUCUCCUCUGGGAGAUCUUCUCGUACGGUCGCCAGCCGUACCCUAAAAUGUCUCUCAAGGAUGUCCAGGCAAAGGUGGAGGCCGGGUACCGCAUGGAGGCUCCAGAGGACUGUCCCGCCAAUGUCUACUCCCUGAUGAAGCUUUGCUGGGAGCAGGAGCCUCGCAGAAGACCCGGCUUCCCCAAACUGAGGGAGAAGCUGGAAAGGGAAAUGGGGAAACGGAGCCCUGGACUCCCAGCAAAGAGUCAGGAGAAGCUCAAGUCUUGAUGCGAGUCCUGAAAUCCACAGCUGUUAACGGGUGUUAUCGCUUUCUCGUACACGGAAGCAAACGCCACAAAAGCAGUUUUUGGUUCCUGUUGUCUGUGAGAUCAUUCUGGGAUGGAAAAGCACAGAAAUCCCAGCAGAGCAUGAAGGAGCAUGAAAGGACAAACAAAAACCUUCUUGACACUCACAAGAAAUGAACUUUUCUGCACAGAAAAACCUGAAAAUGCAGAAACACAGUCACAUGGUUGGUCACAUGCUCCACCUCCCCACGCUGUGGCCCACCAUGGCGUCCUGUGCACGCCGCUAAGAGCACCAGACACGUUUCCUGUUUUUCUUUUCUUCCACGUAUGGCUGUUUACAGCAGCAAACCGGCAGACGUCCAACGUUCAUGAACAUUUUCAUUCCUGCUCAGGAUUCGGUGUGAACAUCAGCUCAGGGAUCUGCGUCUUCCAUUUGGCCGAUAAACUGCUGCAAAACUACCAAACCAGUGUUGUCCUGUGAUCGAUGCUCUGUGCGUUUGUGUUUUAGCGUAGCAGACGUCUACUGUGCCGUUUGAACAGAAAUGAAUGGAAAUAGUGUUUUUUUAAUAUUUCAAACUGCUUUCUGAUUCCUUCAGAGCAAAGACAAGUCCAGCACUGUUUCUGCAGGGGCGCCUUAACCUGAAAACACUUGUCUUUUUAUUUCUACUUGAUAAAAAAAUCAACCUCUACUGCAGAGUGAGCAGAAAAAAACGGAUUUGUGUCACUGACGGUUUGAAAAAAUGCUAGAAAAGCUCUGUCAGAUGCAGAAUAUUCUUGAAAGCUUCACAUUUGAAUCUUGACGGGUCAAAAUGUUCGAUAGAUCUGUCUGGGAAGACAGUCGCAGUCGUUUGACGGUUAGAAGUUGUUGCCCAGGGAGAUCCGCAUCAUUAAUGAGGUCAAAAACAGAAAUCCUGCAUAGAAAUAAGCAUUUUUAAAAAAAAUACUUGUAGAUUUUAACUGUUAUCUAUAAAACACAGAUUGGUUUGAACAUAGUAAGCUUCAAAAUAAUUUAGAUUCAACAGCAAACUUAAUUAUCCUGAAUAGUCAAUCAUUUCAACCCAAACUUGUAUUUGACAGACCCUGAAUGCUCCUGGUUGACUGCAUUUUGUGUCAAUACAAUGUAAGGACUUUUUAGGCUAAUUUAUAAAUAAAAAUCAAACAUUUUAUUUAUGUGACAUUGGUUAAA
Molecule: messenger RNA, 3477 nt
Organism: Oryzias latipes (Japanese medaka)
Lineage: Eukaryota; Metazoa; Chordata; Actinopteri; Beloniformes; Adrianichthyidae
Gene: matk
Product: megakaryocyte-associated tyrosine kinase
Biological process (GO): protein phosphorylation
Molecular function (GO): ATP binding; protein tyrosine kinase activity; protein binding
Source: RefSeq, a predicted model, not a curated record